Molecule: messenger RNA, 989 nt
Organism: Laetiporus sulphureus 93-53
Lineage: Eukaryota; Fungi; Basidiomycota; Agaricomycetes; Polyporales; Laetiporaceae
Exons: 1
Coding region: 254-949 (231 amino acids)
Source: RefSeq, a predicted model, not a curated record
AAGACAAUUUCUGCAACUCAGCUUGCAAAGUAUCUAUAUCUCCCUGUUGGCGAAUUGCCCUCUCAAUCGCAGGUGAAAAGAGUAGCUACAUAAGACACAUCGAGAUAGUUUCAAAAACAAGUCCACAGAUUCCAGUCAGAAACUAACAACGACCGACUCCCCAUCAAUCUGCCUUCAGACAUCAAACUGGAAGUCCUCUUCCAACCCAUCAAGAGCGUCCCCACCAAACUCGAUCAACGCGUCCUCCUCUGCUAUGGCUUUUGUCACCCCGCCAACCAUACCAGCCGGCGCAGCAGCGGAAGCAGCCUUCAUCCUGCCCAACCCGCCUUCUGUCCUGCUUCUUGAUGCCUCGCCUGCAGCCUUUGUAGCCGGUACCAAGCGACCAGUGACGCUCUUGCUUUGCGUGGCUGUUCCUGUGGACCUUGUCGACCUCGCUGGUACGUUACCGACCGCAGCCCUACCAGAAGGUGUCGCAACGGCUGGCCUUCUAGCCGCUACUGUACUCGACUUUGUCGCACUCGAAGGAAUCACUCGAGCAGCGGGCACCGCAGGCUUCCUCGCACCAGUCACGCUGCGUGCUGCCGACGCCGCAGUAGAGCGCGUGAGCCGGCUGGUCGUGCUCGUGGCAGUGCGAGUGGACGUCGUAGGCGCUGGCUUGGCAGCGCCGGCGCCGGCGCCGAUGGCGGAUCUGCUUGUGCUAGUGGAAGUGGCGGAUGCGGAACGCGUCGGGAUGGUGGUCGUCUUGGUCGUUCGCGAGGGCGCGCGGGUGGGUGGACCGCUGGUCGCUGAUGGCGCGGAGGAGAUGGCGGAGGGUGGGCGCGUGGGUGGCUGGGGUGUAGAUGUGGGUGGCUGGGGUGUAGGUGUGGUCGUGGCAUUGGACUCUGCUACGCUUGAUGGAGAGAAGAAGAUAUCAUCCUCGUCAUCUGUACAUAAUAGUUUAUCGAUAUGAGAUGUGACUCAUGAGUAGACCACUGACGUACCGAGCUCAG